GAGCUGCCCGUGCUUUUUCCUCUUCUCCAUUCUCACACUCUUCCUCUGCACCCCUCCCCCUCCCAAACUCUCUCUCUCUCUCUCUCUCUCUCUCUCUCCGCCCCUUUGCUAUUCUCACCCCCAAAUUUCGCCCAAUGCGCCCAGAGUCGGCGCCCUCGGCAUCUCCCCGCCGACUUUCUCCUUCGCCGGAGGCCCCUUCGCGAAGCUCCUGCUCCGGGUAGUGUCGGUGGACCUAGUCUUCGUCCGGGGACCUCGUCUUCCUCCCGAUCGAAACCCUAAUCAGGGUUUCGGAUUCUUCUACGAGGGAUCACGAGUUCGGGAUUCGUCGCGUUACUCGGCUUUCGCCCGAUUUCGGUGGAUUUCUCCCCUGUCGUGUAGGGUUUCGGGGCUCGAUUUGGACGAUCGAAACUUGUUGCCUUGUUUUCCGUUCGGAAGAUCUCUACUAUGGCGAUCUUAAGGGUCCGGUAGUUAACUUGCAGCGAUUUCUCUUCGAUUUCCCUGAGAUUUUGUUGUGAUUUGUGGGGAUCUUUGAGAUAGUCGGGAUUUUUGAUGGUUCUCUGAAGAAGUGCGAGAAGUCCUGUAGAGGAUGGGAUUGGGACCCGAUGAGGUGCAGCUCGAGGCGUGGGAUAGUGUCGGGAAAUCGAAGGAGAAAGGGAGGAGGAAGAAGAAGAAGGAUGAGGCGAGGGAGGAGACUGGGUGUUGGAUUAAGUUCCGGCUGAUGGGGAGUUGCAUCUCUUCGAGAUCCAAAGUGGAUUCAUCCAUCAGCAGCGCCAGCACUCAUUGUGGUAGUAAAUCAACAAAUGAUGGUAGUAGGGACCAACCGGUUGCACCAGUACUCUCCGGUUCUACAACUACUAGCAAUGCUGAGAGUAUUUCAUCAGCAUCUAAAGCGGGAGAGGAAUUUAAAGUUGCAUCUCAGUUGCGGAAAUUCACUUUCAACGAGCUUAAGGCUGCCACCAGAAACUUUAGACCAGAGAGUCUUCUCGGUGAGGGAGGUUUCGGUUGUGUCUUUAAGGGAUGGAUUGAGGAGAAUGGAACUGCUCCUGUGAAGCCCGGUACAGGGCUUACUGUUGCUGUUAAGACACUCAACCACGAUGGACUUCAAGGGCAUAAAGAGUGGGUGGCGGAAGUUAAUUUUCUUGGUAACCUUCUACACCCGAAUUUAGUGAAGUUGAUUGGAUAUUGUAUUGAAGAUGACCAAAGGUUGCUGGUGUACGAGUUUAUGCCUCGUGGAAGUUUGGAAAACCAUCUCUUUAGGAGGUCACUGCCUCUCCCGUGGUCCAUCAGAAUGAAAAUUGCACUUGGUGCAGCAAAGGGCCUUGCUUUUCUCCACGAAGAAGCGGAAAGACCAGUAAUAUAUCGUGAUUUCAAAACAUCCAAUAUUUUGUUAGAUGCGGAAUACAAUGCUAAACUCUCAGAUUUUGGUCUCGCUAAAGAUGGUCCUGAGGGUGAUAAAACUCAUGUAUCGACUCGAGUUAUGGGAACAUAUGGAUAUGCAGCUCCUGAGUAUGUCAUGACUGGACAUCUAACAUCAAAGAGCGACGUCUACAGCUUUGGGGUUGUGCUAUUGGAGAUGAUGACGGGCCGAAGGUCCAUGGACAAAAACCGGCCCAACGGGGAGCACAACCUGGUCGAGUGGGCCCGUCCUCACCUAGGAGAAAGGCGGCGCUUCUACCGCCUCAUAGACCCUCGCUUGGAGGGCAACUUCUCCAUCAAAGGGGCCCAAAAGGCAGCACAGCUGGCACAUGCCUGCCUCAGCCGUGACCCCAAGGCCCGCCCUCUCAUGAGCCAAGUAGUCGAAGUUCUCAAACCACUUCUCAACCUCAAGGACAUGGCAAGCUCCUCUUACUUCUUCCAGACCAUGCAGGCCGAGCGCGCCGCCCAUACUGGCAGCACAAAUGGGCUAAAAUCACAGAGCUCCUUCACAAGGAAUGGUCCACAGCCCAUGAGGAGCUUAUCGAAUGGUCCGCAUGCUUCUCCGUACCGCCAUUCGCCGAAACCCGGGGGGAGACAGUCUUAAGCCAUAGGGUCAUCGUUCUCUGUUAAUUGCUUUUGCGAAACUCUGCCUGGUUGAAACUGCGGGGUUUGUGGGCAUGUGAUGAUUUGGAUUGCCAUAUAUAACUGGUGAAGGGCGGAUAAAAAAAAACUCUUGCUGGUUUUCAUGUGGAUAAAGCUUGAAGGCUACAGGGUACUGUGCUACUUCUAUGGCGGAUUAGUUAUGUGAAAUGUUACAUUGAAGGAUAUUUAUGUCGAUUCCUCUGUUUCCUUUAAACUCGUUCAAGGUAAUUUUAAGUCAGCUUUAUAUAUAUA
Ananas comosus (pineapple) is the source of this 2310-nucleotide messenger RNA. Its product is annotated as probable serine/threonine-protein kinase PIX7. Gene Ontology annotation, molecular function: ATP binding; protein kinase activity. The coding region runs from base 587 to 2020 and encodes 477 amino acids. The record is from RefSeq and is a predicted model, not a curated record. Gene Ontology annotation, biological process: protein phosphorylation. The transcript is spliced from 6 exons. NCBI's taxonomy places the organism in Eukaryota, Viridiplantae, Streptophyta, Magnoliopsida, Poales, Bromeliaceae.